Messenger RNA from Arachis ipaensis, 798 nucleotides. Lineage: Eukaryota; Viridiplantae; Streptophyta; Magnoliopsida; Fabales; Fabaceae. The record is from RefSeq and is a predicted model, not a curated record.
AUGUCGUCGCUCACGGAUUUUCGCUUCUUCAAAUUCAUAAUCCCCAACAUGGAUAAUCAAAUUAGAAUGCCGCCGACCUUCUCCAACCUUGUCCGGGAGACCAUUAGCAACCCCAUUGAGAUAAGCACCACAAAUGGUCAGUCGUGGAGCAUCUCGUGGGGCGUUGAGGAGGAGCAUCCGCAUCGAAUCGUCUUCACCGGAGGGUGGCGGGACUUUUACGGACACUACCAUCUUCGAAUCGGUUCCAUGAUGCUAUUAUCGUAUCACCAACCAAAGUUUUUCUAUGUGACCAUCCAUGGCACAAGUUUCUGCGAGAACAACUAUGAAAGAAACUUGCGACACGGAAGUCUUCCAGCAAUACCCGCACAUGGCAACUACACAAUGCUGGCGCCACGGUUCUUGUGGGAUUAUGGUCGGUCCCUACCGCGACCCCUGACGCUAACCACGCCUACAGGACAUCAUCAUCGCGUGGGCUGGAAUAUGGAACCUAAUGGAAAGAUCGUGCUUCAUGGAGGAUGUGCCACUGUUAGGGAACACUUCAGCCUAAGGGAUGAGUGGCUGCCAAAUGUCCCACCUCUGCCGGGAGUCUAUGAGGAUAGCCCAAUUUCGAUUACCAACGAGAGGGGCGCAUGGACCGUUCAGUAUAGGCACUAUGCCGGGAGGAUGAACGGAUGUUUUAGAGUAGGCUGGUCUGUCCUAGCAACUGCAUGCCAACUAAGACACGGCUAUGUGUGUGUCUUCGAGCAGUUGGCACCGCAAGACUACCGCCUGCAUAUAUUGAGAACUCCUGAAUCCUAA